Messenger RNA from Laccaria bicolor S238N-H82, 768 nucleotides. RefSeq names its product spindle assembly checkpoint protein. Bases 39 to 662 code for a protein of 207 amino acids. The transcript has 5 exons. The record is from RefSeq and is a predicted model, not a curated record. NCBI's taxonomy places the organism in Eukaryota, Fungi, Basidiomycota, Agaricomycetes, Agaricales, Hydnangiaceae. Gene Ontology annotation, biological process: mitotic spindle assembly checkpoint signaling. Gene Ontology annotation, cellular component: nucleoplasm; kinetochore; cytoplasm.
ACUUACACUUGAAUUACGCCAAGAAUUACACUUCAGCAAUGGCUUCGAAACAAGCAAACCGACAAGCAAUCACUCUCAAAGGCUCUACCACUCUAGUCACAGAGUUCUUCAAAUACGCAGUCAAUACCAUCCUCUUUCAACGCGAGGUAUACCCGUCGGACGACUUCCAUAUGGUCAAGAAAUAUGGACAGACUGUCUUGGUCACCCAAGAUCUCGCGCUGGAAAACUAUUUAGAUAGGAUUUUGAAACAAGUCCAGAAGUGGCUCCUCACAGGCUCUGUCACACAACUCGUGCUUGCCAUCAUCUCAAAGGAUGGGCGGAUACCGCUUGAACGAUGGGUGUUUGAUAUCAAGUUGGUAGAGCCACCAGCAGAUUCCUCAGAACCACAAGUGCCCAAGCCUGAGGCUGAAAUUCAAUCUGAAAUACGCGCAAUUCUCAAACAAAUUAUUUCGAUGGUGACAUAUCUUCCUGUCAUUCACGAACCAACAGUCUUCAACAUCCUAGCGUACACAUCGGAUUCUGCAGAUGUGCCUGCCGGAGAAUGGGUGGAUACGGACCCGUUGGCAAUCGAGGCGAGCAAAAGCCAGCAGGUGAAAAUGCGAAGCUUCAGCACGGACGUGCAUCGUAUUGAGGCGAUGGUUGCGUAUAGAUAUGAAGAAUAAAGUGGUGGUGCAUCAAGGAUGUUCAGGGGAUCGUCAUGGUCACAGCGUCAUUGUACUUAGUGAUGAGCGUUGAAACUCAGCCCACGAUUGCCGGUUCCAUCAACUC